Messenger RNA from Protobothrops mucrosquamatus (brown spotted pit viper), 393 nucleotides. It is a transcript of the gene PAIP2B, whose product is annotated as poly(A) binding protein interacting protein 2B. Gene Ontology annotation, molecular function: mRNA regulatory element binding translation repressor activity. The record is from RefSeq and is a predicted model, not a curated record. Gene Ontology annotation, cellular component: cytoplasm. NCBI's taxonomy places the organism in Eukaryota, Metazoa, Chordata, Lepidosauria, Squamata, Viperidae. Gene Ontology annotation, biological process: negative regulation of translational initiation.
CGGGGAACGCGCAGCGGCGGAGGCCCCGCGGGGCGCACGGCAGACUCUCCAAGGAUGAAUGGUUCCAAUGUGGCCAACACAACCCCCCCGGCGGUCCCCCCGGCGAAAUCCAAGGAGGAGCAAGUCGUGAACGGCCACGAUGAGAAGGAGAGCAACCCCUUCGCGGAGUACAUGUGGAUGGAGAACGAGGAGGACUUCAACCGGCAGGUGGAGGAGGAGCUUCAGGAGCAGGAGUUCCUGGACCGUUGCUUCCAGGAGAUGCUGGACGAAGAAGACCAGGAGUGGUUCAUUCCAUCCCGCGACUUGCCUCAGGGCCUGGGGCAGCUCCAGCAGCAGCUGAACGGGCUCUCGGUCAGCGAGAACCCCCACGGCCACAUGGCGGAGGACAUUCUG